AAUUCUUUAAACGCCCAAUUCAAAACAUGACAGUUUUAGUAUCCCAUAUUCAUUAGGUCUUUGCACAUAACAAAAAGAAAUUCUCUAAAAAUAACAAUGACCAAUAAACUCGUGGUCCAAGUGGACGAUCCGGCGGCCAUCCCUAAAUUUAUCAGCUACAGGUACAUUGGCGACCUCUCGGAGAGUGUGAAGUAUAAAACCCAAGAGUACAUUUCCGGACCGACGAGAACAUGCACCAUUAAGAGGCCCACCGAGAAAGAGAGCGACGAUCGAAGUUUGGGCUUUGACGUGGCCUCAAUGAACAGUCUGCGCGGGCAUUUCGUGGACGCAGUGUCUGCAGGUUCACCGGCUGAGAAGGGAGGAUUGCGCCAAGGAGACAUGAUCGAGAAAGUCAACGGGAAACUUGUGAGGAACUUGUCUCACAAAGAUCUGGUGGAUCAUAUCAAGCCAAUGGAUGAAUUUGAACUUGAAGUGGUGAGCCGCUUGAGGCGUAAAGAUGUAGAAAAUGAACAAAACGACCAAUGAAUAAAGUUAAAAAACCAA
Tigriopus californicus is the source of this 543-nucleotide messenger RNA. RefSeq names its product Na(+)/H(+) exchange regulatory cofactor NHE-RF3-like. Gene Ontology annotation, molecular function: protein binding; protein-membrane adaptor activity. Gene Ontology annotation, cellular component: apical plasma membrane. The coding region runs from base 97 to 525 and encodes 142 amino acids. Gene Ontology annotation, biological process: protein localization to plasma membrane. The record is from RefSeq and is a predicted model, not a curated record. Lineage: Eukaryota; Metazoa; Arthropoda; Copepoda; Harpacticoida; Harpacticidae. The transcript is spliced from 2 exons.